AUGCAAAACCACCAUGCUUAUCCAGCGGAAGAUCGUCAUCGUUUGCGUGAAAUAUUACAGUUGUGGAGGUUGGAGAUUUUACAUGACCGGUUAAUUGAUCAAUUCAUCACAAUCACGGUGUUGAAACUCUUACGCAAAGAUGAUGUUAAUCAAUUGAUAUCGAAUAAGUUUCCUAUCGGUGUAAAAGUUAUGUUUACUUAUAAACUUCAAGAAUGGCAAAAACGUAAUCCAUUGACUGCUGCAGAAUAUAGUCGCUUGAAUAAACAGUAUAAUGUAUAA
Molecule: messenger RNA, 279 nt
Organism: Macrosiphum euphorbiae (potato aphid)
Lineage: Eukaryota; Metazoa; Arthropoda; Insecta; Hemiptera; Aphididae
Source: the annotation of a GenBank genome assembly